UAAAUGACUACAACUCCCAGCGCGCAUCGCGCCGCAGCAUAGGCAGAAGAUGGCGGCGCCCCGCGGUGCACGCCGGGAGCUGCAGUCCUCACCCGCUGCCGUUAACGGAAGGGGCGGAGCUAACGGACUACCAACCCCAUCACCCCCCGCGCUCGCGCAUGCGCUCGCAGCGGAAGUGGAGGCGGGGGCGCGCGUGGCGUCGCCUCAGCGUCGGCUCCGCUCGGCGGCGAGGCCGCGUAGGGAUCGCGAGGGUUCUGUCGCGAUAGAGCGGAGCUGUCGGCGAUAGAGGAACAGCGCUGGGAUGUACAAUGGGAUCGGGCUGCCGACGCCGCGGGGCAGCGGCACCAACGGCUACGUCCAGCGCAACCUCUCGGCCCUGCGGCCCAAGAAAGGGGGGGCGGGCGGGGACCCCCCCCCCGGCGAGGAGGAGCUGAAACGUCUCGAGGCCGCCCUGGCCAAGAAACCCAACGCCGACAUCCUCGACCACCAGCGCAAGAGGAGGGUGGAGCUGAAAUGCCUGGAGCUGGCCGAGCUCAUGGAGGAGCAGGGGGCCACGGAGACGCACCAGCAGGCCGAGGCUAACGAGCGCAAGAACGAGCGGCUCCGCGCCGCCUUCGGCAUCAGCGACUCCUACGUGGACGGGAGCGCCUUCGACGCCGCCCGCAGGGCCAAGGAGGAGCCCCCCGAGGCGCCCAGCGCCGCCCCCGAGGAGCUGAGCUCCCGCUCGCCCUCCCCGAAGCAGAAAAAGAAGAAAAAGAAGAAGGAUCGGGGCAGGUCCGCCAGUCGCUCCGGGGAGAGGAAGAAGAGCAAGAAGAAGAAGCACAGGUCUGAAUCGGAGGCCAAGAAGCGAAAGCACCGCUCUCCCAGCCCCAAGGCCAAGCACAAGGCCAAGGAGAAGAAGCGCAAGAGAUCCACCAGCCAAUCGCAGAAGCCGGAGCGCUCUUCCUCCCCGGCCGGCUCCUCCUCUUCCUCAGGCUCCUCCCGCAGCAGGUCCCGUAGCGCCACGGCCCCGACCCCGACCCCGGCGCCGCCGCCGCGCCGCGAGGAAGAGGAGGAGGCGCCGCCGCCGCCUUCGGCCUCGCCCGCCGCCGCCGCCCCUCCCCCCCCGCCGCAGGAGCCGCAGCAGCCGGAGCCGCUCCCGCCACCGUGUCCGGUCCCCGCGGAGCCGCCGGCCGUGAGGAGAAGCCCCUCCCCCACCACCGCUGGCCCCGCCCCUUCUGCGUCAUCACCCAAACGUUCAUCAGCCCCUCCCCUUCCGGCCACGCCCACUCUUCCCCCCCCUCCCCCUCCUCCUCCUCCUCCUCCUCCUCUUCCUCUUCCUCCUCCUCCAUCCUCCUCCUCCUCCUCCCGCCGCUCCCGUUCCCGCUCCCGUUCCCGUUCCCGCUCCCGUUCUUCCCAACGCCGCCGCCUCCGUUCCCGCCAUCGCUCCCGUUCCCGCCAUUCCCGCUCCUCCCGACGCCGUUCCCGCUCCUCCCGCCGCCGUUCCCGCCGCCGUUCCCGCUCCUCCCGCCGCCGCUCCCGCCGCCGCCAUUCCCGGUCCCGUACCCCGUUAUGGACGCCCGGCGGUACCGGGACGUCGCCGUUGCGUUGGCCCGGUGCCGGUUCGGCGCUGCCGCCGCCGCUCACCAUGCCCAACUGCAUCCCCACCGGAAGUAAUUCCCGCUUCCGGUCGAGGUCACGGUCGAGGUCAAGGUCAAGAAGGAGGUGGGGGAGGUCGAGGACGCGGUCGAGGUCGCGGCGGAGGUCGAGGUCGCCGAUACGGAGAUCGCGAUCAAUUCGUCGAUCGCGAUCAAUACGCCGAUCCCGAUCAAUCCGAAGAUCCCGAUCAAUCAGAAGAUCCCGAUCAAUCAGAAGAUCCCGAUCAAUUCGCCGGUCACGUUCACCAAUCAGAAGAUCCCGAUCGAUCCGAAGGUCGCGAUCGAUCCGAAGAUCACGAUCGAUUAGAAGAUCCCGAUCGCCGAUCCGCCGAUCUCGCUCCCGCCGCCGAUCGCGCUCAUCGAUGCGCCGAUCCCGAUCAAUCCGCCGAUCCCGAUCGAUCCGCCGAUCCCGUUCCCGACGCCGCUCCCGCCGCCGAUCGCCGUCACCGUCGCCCUCCCCCGAUCGCCGCAGCCGCCGACGUCGCCGGAGCCGCUCGGAAUCUUCCGGAAAAUCGCGACAUGGCGGCGGCGGCGGAGCGACGGCGCUAUCGCGACGGAGCCGCUCGCUGUCGUCGCCGGCCACGCCCAAAAAACGCGCCCGCGACCAACGGGAGCGCUCGGCGUCGCGGAGGAGGGGGCGGAGCGAGAGCGCGUCACCCACACCGCCACCAAUAGCACCCAUGGGUGCCACCGGGGUGGGUGGUGCCACCUCGCCGGUGCCAGCGCGGCCUAAGUGGGUGCCAUUGGCUGAGCUGCAGCCGCCCAAGGGGGUGACAACGACAACCGGGGUGACAUCGGGGGUGGCAGCGUCCAAAUGGGUGCCCAUAGGGGGGGCACAGCCGGCGCCACCUGGCACGGAGGGGGGUGGCACCAAAGUCACCUCUGAUGCCACCAAAGCCACCCCAGAUGGCACCAAAACCACCCCGGAAGUGACCAAAGCCACCUCAGAUGCCACCAAAACCACCCCUGAGGUGACCAAAACCACCCCUGAGGUGACCAAAACCACCUCAGAUGCCACCAAAACCACCCCAGAUGCCACCAAAGCCACCCAAGAUGGCACCAAGGCCACCCCAGAAGGGGUGACAGCGGCGGUGACACCGGACAAACCACCUGUGGUGGCUGAGGGGACACCAGGGAUGGCACCAAAGGUGUCACCAGCGGGGAAAGUGGCCGGAAGUGACAAUAAAAUGGGUGGAAGUGACAGCAAAAUGGCGGCCAAUGAAAACAAAAUGGCGGCGAGUGAACACAAAAUGGCGGCGAGUGAAAACAAGAUGGCGGCCAGUGAAAACAAGAUGGCGGCAAGUGACAAUAAAAUGGCGGCAAGUGAAAACAAGAUGGCGGCAAGUGACAACAAGAUGGCGGCAAGUGACAAUAAAAUGGCCGGAAGUGACAUUAGAAUGGCCGGAAGUGACAAUAAAAUGGCAGCGAGUGAAAACAAAAUGGCCGCCAGCGAUAACAAAAUGGCGGCAAGCGACAACAAAAUGGCUGCCAGUGAAAACAAGAUGGCGGCAAGUGACAAUAAAAUGGCUGGAAGUGACCACAAAGUGACCGGAAGUGACAAUAAAAUGGCGGCAAGUGAAAACAAAAUGGCCGCCAGUGAAAACAAGAUGGCGGCAAGUGACAACAAAAUGACCGGAAGUGACCCCAAGGUGACCAACGGCGACCCCAAAGCCGCCACCCCAAGUGACCCCAAACCGCCGCUGUCCCCAAGUGUCCCCAAGCUGGAGGUGACGCCCCCACCCGUCCCCAAGGCCACGCCCACGUCCCCAAAUGUCCCCAAAAUGGCGACGCCACCGCCGGAACCCAAAGUGACGUCACCAAAUGUCCCCAAAGCGUCCCCACGCUUGGGGACACCCUUGGGGACGCCGCCACCGCCGCCACCGGGGUUGCCCAGGGUGCUGGCACGGCCACCAGGGGGCGCUGGUGGCACCUUGGGGACAUCGUUGGGGACAUUGCUGCCGGCGGCGCGCCUCAGUUUACCCUCGUCACCCGUGGCGGCCUCGGCAUUGCCGAUGAUGUCACCGAUGAUGUCACCGAUGUCACUUGUCACCAAGAGGGUGGGCGGUGUCACCAAGGGAGGUGGCACCGUCACCAAGGGUGUCACCAAAAUGGGCGUGGUGGCACCCAAGGGUGCUGGUGGCACCGUAGGGGUGGCACUGAUGGACAGCAAGGGUGGCAAUGUCACCAAGGGCACCGUAGGUGACACCAAGGGUGGCAUUGUCACUAUGGGUGACAGCAAGGGUGGCAUUGUCACUGUGGGUGACACCAAGGGUGGCAUUGUCACCACAAGUGUCCCCAAGGCCACCACAGGUGACAUUGUCACCAUGAAUGUCACCAUGGGAGCCACCAUGGGUGACACCAAACCUGGAGUUGUCACCAUGGAUGUCACCAAGGCCACCACAGGUGACACCAAACCUGGAAUUGUCACCAUGGAUGUCACCAAGGCCACCACAGGUGGCAUUGUCACUACAGGUGACACCAAACCUGGAAUUGUCACCAUGGAUGUCACCAAGGGUGGUGGCAUUGUCACCUCAGGUGUCCCCAAGGCCACCACAGGUGGCAUUGUCACCAUUGGAGCCACCACAGGUGACACCAAGCCUGGCAUUGUCACCUCAGAUGUCCCCAAAGCCACCAUAGGUGACACCAAGAGUGGCAUUGUCACCAUGGGAGCCACCACAGGUGACACCAAGAGUGGCAUUGCCACCUCAGAUGUCCCCAAGGCCACCAUGGAUGUCACCAAGGCCACCAUGGGAGCCACCACAGGUGACACCAAGCCUGGCAUUGUCACCAUGGGUGACACCAAGGCCACCAUGGGAGCCACCACAAGUGACACCAAGCCUGGCAUUGCCCCCAUGGGUGACACCAAAGCCACCCCAGGUGCCACCAGGCCGGGUGGCGCUGUCCCCUCGGGUGUCCCCUCGGGUGUCCCCAGGUGUGUCCCCAGCGGGGUCAGUCCCUUGGGCGCCGCCAUCCUCAGGGCCAGCGCCGACGCCACCGCCAAGGCCACGGCCAUGGCCACCAGGGCCACCCUCGAUGUCACCAGGGCCACCAGUGUCACCAGUGUCACCAUGGCAACGGCUCCCAGUGUCACCAGUUCCAGCGUCACCAUUGUCACCAGUUCCAGUGCCACCAGUGUGAGCAGUGUCAUCGGUCCCAGUGUCACCAAUGCCACCAGUAUGAGCAAUGUCAUCGGUCCCAGUGUCACCAGUAUGAUCCAGUCAGUUCACCAUAAGCAGCCCCGUUGUUCACCAGUGUCACCAGUAUGA
Molecule: messenger RNA, 4903 nt
Organism: Zonotrichia leucophrys gambelii
Lineage: Eukaryota; Metazoa; Chordata; Aves; Passeriformes; Passerellidae
Product: serine/arginine repetitive matrix protein 2-like
Exons: 12
Coding region: 302-4903 (1533 amino acids)
Molecular function (GO): mRNA binding
Source: RefSeq, a predicted model, not a curated record